Messenger RNA from Dioscorea cayenensis subsp. rotundata (Guinea yam), 1280 nucleotides. Its product is annotated as RNA-binding protein 48. Gene Ontology annotation, cellular component: nucleoplasm. The coding region runs from base 504 to 1109 and encodes 201 amino acids. Gene Ontology annotation, molecular function: RNA binding. Lineage: Eukaryota; Viridiplantae; Streptophyta; Magnoliopsida; Dioscoreales; Dioscoreaceae. The transcript has 10 exons. The record is from RefSeq and is a predicted model, not a curated record.
UGGAGAAACCCUAUGAGCCGCCCUCGCCUCUCCUUCUCUCCAACCCUCGUCACCUACCCGCGUGGCGCCUCUACACCACCGGACCACCUCUCGAGCCCUCGUCAACGCCGCGGGCAGCGCCUCUCCUCCACCUCUAUAGCCCUCGUCACCUCCGCGCAUAGAGACUCAUAAAGCCCCUCCCUCGAAUUCUCGCAGUUGCCGUCUUUGUCAUCAUGCUCCACCUCUCAUCACCUCAAUUUCAUCCUCUUACAAGCCUCAUGCCGGCGAAAAUCUCAACCCGAUUUUCUGCAACCUAAGGUUAGACAAGCUUCGCCACCAAAAAUCUAGUUCGGCCGUGUCCAGGCAUGUCGAGAGGUGUCCAAUCGUAUGAGAGGGUGUCGGAUACGGUGUCCGACCGUGUCGACCGCGUAUCCGUGUCGGACACCGGCACGACACCGGUUUGAAUUUCAGGUUUCAAGUCUAGAAGAAUCAUAUCUUAUGUUUCUAAUUUGAGAAAGAAAAGAAUGAUGCGGGACAAAGAUGAGCCUUCAGCUGUUCGUGUUUAUACUGUUUGUGAUGAGUCCAGGUACCUCAUUGUGCGGAAUGUUCCAGCAUUAGGAUGUGGUGAUGAGCUUUGCAAUUUGUUCAGAUCAUAUGGAGAGGUGGAAGAGUGCAAACCAAUGGAUGCGGAGGACUGUGAGGCCUUUACAGAUGUGUACUGGAUCAAAUUUUUGCAAGUCAAUAGUGCGAGGAUUGCAAAGAGAAAAUUGGAUGAAUCUGUCUUUCUCGGGAACCGACUACAUGUAUCAUAUGCACCUGAGUUUGAGUCCCCAUCAGAUACAAAGGAGAAAUUGGAAGGCCGUAAAAAGGAAGUCAUCAACCGUGUAAAAUCUUCUAGAGAUAAUUCAGGUCAGCACAGGAGAAGGGAAACUGCAAGCCGAACACCUAAUACUGAAAAUUCUAUUAAAAACCAUGUAUCUUCUAACAAGGAUUACUUUUCUUCCUCAUCAAUGAAUGUGACAGUCCAGUUGGUAAGGGACAAACUCGAGAAGAUUCAAUCAAGUAGUGACCAUCUACAAGCCGAACCAUCGUCCAAGAGACCACAAAUUGACAAUAGAAGACGAAUCUGAUUGCCGUAUAAAUUCAAGCUCACAAUCAGAACACUAUGACUGACCAAUACAUUGAUCAAAUUGUUGUUUGUCUUUGCUUGUCCACAGUUUUGGUUAAAUCUUUCUGUUGAAAAUAGUCUUUGUAAAAUCUAAUUUUUGUUUAUUAGAUGAAGGUUUUCUUUUGUCUUUGUA